This is a messenger RNA of Ahaetulla prasina, 886 nucleotides long. RefSeq names its product protein arginine N-methyltransferase 3-like. Gene Ontology annotation, cellular component: nucleus. Gene Ontology annotation, biological process: peptidyl-arginine methylation. Lineage: Eukaryota; Metazoa; Chordata; Lepidosauria; Squamata; Colubridae. Gene Ontology annotation, molecular function: protein-arginine N-methyltransferase activity. The transcript is spliced from 8 exons. The record is from RefSeq and is a predicted model, not a curated record. Bases 40 to 807 code for a protein of 255 amino acids.
GAGGAGGAGGAGGAUGGUGCCGACGAUACCAGCGCCGGAAUGGAGGGACCUUCGCAGAGCACUCCCUGCCUUUUCUGCGACAGAUUUUUCAGUUCAGCUGAAGAUAGUUUUUGCCAUUGUACCUCAGACCACGGAUUCAAUAUUGAAAUGAUGGUUCAAAAACAUAGGCUUGACUUCUAUGGCUACAUUAAGCUAGUAAAUUUUAUUAGGUUGCAGAAGCCAGAUGCAGAGUAUGUAAAUUCUCUUAGACCUCCGUUUCCUUGGAAUGAAGAUAACUAUUUGAAGCCUGCAAUAGAAAAUGACUUAUUACUACAGUUUGAUGUAGAGGACCUUCUUGAUUCUCCUAGUAUUUCCUGUCCUAAUGGAGUAUCUGAGGCGUCAUCUCUUCUUGAAUGCUUGAAAAAUGCUGAGCACAGAACUGAAUUGGCAGAAGCUGCUUUGGCCAGAGCCCAAGAUGAUCUACAGAAAAUGAGGCAAUUUGCGCAGGAUUUGGUGAUGAACACAGAAAUCGGAAGUAGCUCAUCUCCCAGCACGACUGGGAACUUAAAGGAGGAUGAGGAAGACGUUUACUUCAGCUCAUACGGGCACUUUGGGAUCCAUGAAGAAAUGCUAAAGGAUAAAGUGCGUACUGAAAGCUAUCGUGACUUCAUUUAUCUAAACCCGCACAUCUUUAGAGAUAAGAUUGUCCUAGAUGUUGGAUGUGGCACUGGAAUCCUUUCCAUGUUUGCUGCCAAAGCGGGUGCAAAAAAGGUGAUAGGAGUAGAUCAAUCUGAAAUCAUUUAUCAAGCCAUGGACAUCAUUAGGUAGGCACCCUUUACAGAUUCGACUUCAUUAAAAUCAAAUAUAUGAUAAUGCUUAAAGAGAAAAUAAAGGAACUUUGAAUGGA